AUGGCUUCAUCGGCGGGAGAUCCUCCCGCUACAGCGAGCGAGAACAGAGGGAUGGAAACCGAUACCCCGCAGCCAGCUGCCCCACGUUGGAGACGGCUCUUUGAACGAAAGCCCAGAGAAGCGGCCAGCUCCAGCGAAGAUCCGAACUACCGUGCGAAAUCGACGUUGGGAAUUCUCAGUGACAGACAGACCGAUGAAGUACCUGGAACGGUACUUCUUCUAUCCUCAAAUCGGAAUGAGCCUCUGGGAAUGAGCCAUCAACCCGAUCGGACAUCGACAUCGUCUUUUUCCUCGUCAUACCGCCCAUCACGAUCGAACUCUCGAACCCGUGUGCCCGUACAAAAGAGGACAGCAGAUGGUCAAUUCGUACUAGAUCCCCAGCCAGACGAUUCCGUGAACGACCCGCUGAAUUGGCCUGUAUGGCAGAGAGAUGCUUCGCUGCUCUCGCUGGGCUUCUAUUGCCUCAUGGGAGGUGGUAUGACACCCAUCCUAGCAGCUGGGUUCACCGAUGUUUCAAACACAUACAACGUCAGUACACAGAAAGUUGCAUUCACCACUGGCUUUUACAUGCUUGGUCUGGGUCUUGGAUCUUGUGUCAUGUCGCCCACGGCUAUUCUGUAUGGGAAGCGGCCGAUUUAUCUUCUGGGGGCUUCGCUCUUCGUGAUAUCGGCUAUAUGGUGUGCGGCGUCGCCAAAUUACCCCAGUCUGGUGAUCGCUCGCAUCUUCCAGGGAUUCGCAGUGAGCCCCGUCGAGUGUCUUCCGUCGGCUACCAUCGCAGAAAUCUACUUCCUGCACGAAAGAGCUUACCGGGUGGGAAUUUAUACUCUUCUUCUACUUGGUGGAAAGAACCUCAUUCCCCUCGUGAGUGCUGCCAUCAUCGAAAGUCUGAGUUGGCGCUGGGUAUUCUGGAUUGUCGCAAUCAUUGUCGGCGCAUGUCUGGUAUUACUAUUUUUCUUUGUACCAGAAACUUUUUGGGACCGCACUCCUCGGCCCCGCGUGCACAAGCCCAAGAGACCACGCAUGGGUGGCCGCAGCGUUUCCGAUAUUGUGUCUCAUGGUUUCCGCGGGCGGCGCCCCCAUGCCCACACCACGGAGGAAAUUACAGAAGCAGACCAAGAUCCGACCUUGAACCCCAAGCGAUCCAAGCAUGCGCAUGUUGGUUUCGUGGACGAUGGGACCCCUGAAAUUGAGAUCGAGAAAUCAAACUUGUCUGAGGGUGACCAAAUCAACGCGCAUCCUCUCGCUACAGUCAAUGAAAAGGAUGAUGAUUUCAUCCAGCAACCGCCCAAUACUUUGGCACCUUCACACCCGGUCGACUUGGAAUCUGCGCGCUCGGUCGCCGUCUCGCCAGCGAGGACCGAAUCGCAAGAACCCAGCGGAACACCACUGACUGCGACACUGCAAUACACGAACCGGCUCCGCGAACGCCCGAAGAUUCCAUACUCGCAACUUCUGGGCAUUUGGAAUGGAAGAAUUACACAAGACAACUGGUUCCGAGUUGCAGCCCGGCCAUUCGUCCUAUUCGCGUAUCCAUCCGUCCUCUGGUCAACAGUCGUGUACGCCUUAUCCGUCGGCUGGCUGAUCGUGCUCUCAGAAUCAGUCGCACAUAUCUUCGAGGGCAAGGCGCAUUACAAUUUCACCGCUUUGCAAACCGGUUUGAUUUACAUCUCGCCCUUUGUUGGCGGUCUCCUGGGGACAGCAGUGGCAGGCAAAGUGUCCGAUGUCAUCGCCCAGUACUUAACCAAACGGAACGGCGGGAUCUACGAGCCUGAGUUCCGGCUCGUCAUGGCAAUCCCCAUCGCCUUGUCGACUGUCAUCGGUCUGAUGGCGUUUGGCUGGAGUGCCGAGCUUGGAGAUCACUGGAUCGUGCCUACUAUUUUCUUUGGUAUGAUUUCAUUUGGCUGCUGCCUGGGCAGCACGACAGCUAUCACUUUCUGCGUGGACAGUUAUCGCCAAUACGCUGGCGAAGCACUUGUCACCUUGAAUUUCAGCAAGAACGUUCUUCACGGCCUUAUAUUCUCGUUGUUCAUCGUGGAUUGGCUCGAGUCUGAUGGUUCCAAAACCGUCUUCCUUGCUAUCGGUGGUAUUCAAUUAUUCUUCAUGCUCAUGUCGAUUCCCAUGUACAUUUACGGCAAGCGAGCUCGCAUGUGGACUGUUCGGAAGCGAUUGAUGGAACGGCUCUGA
This is a messenger RNA of Penicillium salamii, 2184 nucleotides long. Lineage: Eukaryota; Fungi; Ascomycota; Eurotiomycetes; Eurotiales; Aspergillaceae. The record is from the annotation of a GenBank genome assembly.